AACAGGUCGUGGGGAGACACAUGCUGAUAUACAAAGCUCCCAUCCUUCAGAUUUCAACUCAGGCUGCCAGAACAAAGAACUGUAAACGAGUUGGCGGAAACAGACAUCAACUUUUCAUAUUUCUGGAGGCUGAGAAGGUCAAGAUAAAGGUGUCAGCCAGUUUGAUUAUUGGUGAGGACUUCUUUCAGCUUGCAGAUGGCUGACCCCAGGUGUUGUUUGGCACAGCAGAUGGACAGGUGAUCGUCAUGGACUGCCAUGGCAGAAUGCUGGCCCAUGUCCUCUUGCAUGAAUCCGAUGGCAUCCUCAGCAUGUCCUGGAAUUACCCCAUCUUCCUGGUGGAGGACAGCAGUGAAAGUGACACAGACUCAGAUGACUAUUCUCCUCCCCAAGAUGGUCCUGCGGCAUAUCCCAUCCCUGUGCAGAACAUCAAGCCUCUGCUCACUGUCAGCUUCACCUCGGGAGACAUCAGCUUAAUGAACAACUACGAUGACUUGUCCCCCACUGUCAUCCGUUCAGGGCUGAAAGAGGUGGUGGCCCAGUGGUGUACACAGGGAGACUUACUGGCUGUUGCUGGGAUGGAGCAGCAGCCCCAGCUCAGUGAGCUGCCCAACGGUCCUCUUCUGAAGUGUGCCAUGGUCAAGUUCUACAAUGUAAGAGGAGAGCAUAUCUUCACGCUGGACACGCUUGUACAGCGCCCCAUCAUCUCCAUCUGUUGGGGCCAUCGGGACUCCCGGCUGCUUAUGGCCUCAGGACCAGCCUUGUAUGUGGUUCGAGUAGAGCACCGAGUGUCCAGCCUCCAGCUGCUGUGCCAGCAAGCCAUUGCCAGUACCCUUCGAGAAGAUAAGGACAUCAGCAAGCUGACCUUGCCCCCUCGACUCUGUUCCUACCUGUCCACUGCCUUCAUUCCCACCAUCAAGCCCCCGAUUCCAGAUCCCAACAACAUGCGAGACUUUGUCAGCUACCCCUCAGCUGGCAAUGAGCGGCUGCACUGCACCAUGAAGCGCACAGAGGAUGACCCAGAGGUUGGGGGGCCCUGCUACACACUCUACCUGGAGUACCUGGGAGGACUCGUGCCCAUCCUCAAGGGGAGGCGCAUCAGCAAGCUCCGGCCAGAGUUCGUCAUCAUGGACCCUCGGACAGACAGCAAAUCAGAUGAGAUCUAUGGGAACAGCUUGAUUUCUACUGUGAUUGACAGCUGCAACUGCUCAGACUCCAGUGACAUUGAACUGAGUGAUGAUUGGGCUGCCAAGAAGUCUCCCAAAAUUUCCAGAGCUAGCAAAUCGCCCAAACUUCCAAGGAUCAGCAUUGAGGCCAGAAAAUCACCCAAGCUGCCCCGGGCUGCUCAAGAGAUUUCUCGAUCUCCCCGGUUGCCCAUGCGCAAGCCCUCCAUGGGCUCGCCCAGCCUGACUCGGAGAGAGUUUCCUUUUGAAGACAUCACUCAGCACAACUAUCUUGCUCAGGUCACAUCCAAUAUCUGGGGAACCAAAUUUAAGAUUGUGGGCUUGGCUGCAUUCCUGCCAACCAACCUCGGUGCAGUCAUCUAUAAAACCAGCCUGCUGCAUCUCCAGCCACGGCAGAUGACCAUUUAUCUCCCAGAAGUCAGGAAGAUUUCCAUGGACUACAUUAACCUACCUGUCUUCAACCCAAAUGUUUUCAGUGAAGAUGAAGAUGACUUACCAGGUGUGUCAUUUACUGGAGCAUCCGGUGUUCCUGAAAACAACCCACCUUGUACCGUGAAUAUCCCUAUUGCACCAAUCCACAGCUCAGCUCAAGCUCUGUCGCCCACACAGAGCAUAGGGUUGGUGCAGUCCCUGCUGGCCAAUCAAAAUGUGCAGCUGGAUGUCUUGACCAAUCAGACAACAGCUGCAGGGACAGUAGAGCAUGCAGGUGACGCUGCCCCCCAGUACCCGGUUUCCAGUCGGUACUCCAGUCCUGGACAGGUGAUUUUUGGAGGUGUAGAAAUGGGCCGCAUCAUUCAGAACCCUCCUCAAUUGCCUUUGCCUCCGCCGCCGCCUCUGCCGCCACCGCAGGGGCCUCUGCCUCUGUCUGUGGUAGACCAUGGAGAUCGAGACCAUGAGCACCUACAAAAGUCGGCCAAGGCCCUUCGGCCAGUGCCUCAGCUGGCAGCCGAGGGGGAUGCUGUGGUUUUCAGUGCCCCCCAGGAGGUCCAGGUGGCAAAGAUGAAUCCCCCACCCCCUUACCCGGGAACUAUCCCUGCUGCCCCCACCACAGCAGCACCCCCACCCCCUCUGCCACCACCACAGCCUCCCGUGGAUGUGUGUCUGAAGAAGGGUGACUUCUCCCUCUGCCCUCCGGCCACACAUUACCAACCUCCCCUAGGCUAUGAGAGGAUUACCACCUUUGACAGCAGUGGCAAUGUGGAAGAGGUGUGCCUGCCUCCCACUCGGAUGCUCUGUUCUCAGAACACCUACACUCUUCCUGGCCCAGGCAGUUCUGCCACCCUGAGACUCACAGCUACUGAGAAGAAGGUCCUCCAACCUUGCACCAGUGCCACUCUGAACCGCCUGACUGUCCCUCGAUACUCCAUCCCCACAGGGGAUCCACCUCCAUACCCCGAAAUUGCUAGUCAGCUGGCCCAGGGGCGGAGUGCUACUCAAAGACUGGACAACAGUCUCAUCCAUGCCACCCUACGAAGGAACAACCGUGAGGUUGCCCUUAAGAUGGCCCAGCUGGCUGACAGCUCCCGUGCCCCACUGCAGCCCCUGGCCAAGCCUAAGGGUGGCCCCAGUGGGGCAGUAGCACAGCUCCCAGCAAGGCCUCCACCUGCCCUGUAUACUUGCAGCCAGUGCAGUGGAGCCGGGUCCAGCUCACAGCCAGGUGCAACCCUGGCUCAUGCUAUCAGCACCUCCCCACUGGCCUCCCAGUCCUCCUACAACCUUCUGAGCCCUCCAGACACCUCCCGUGAUCGUACUGACUAUGUCAAUUCAGCCUUCACAGAGGAUGAGGCCCUGUCUCAGCACUGUCAGCUGGAGAAGCCUCUGAGGCAUCCCCCACUUCCUGAAGCUACUGUCACAGUGAAGCGGCCUCCCCCUUACCAGUGGGACCCUGUGCUGGGUGAGGACAUUUGGGUUCCUCAGGAAAGGACAGCACAGCCUGCAGUGCCCAACCCCUUAAAACUGUCCCCUCUGAUGCUAGGGCAAGGCCAGCACCUGGAUGUAGCUCGACUGCCCUUUGUGUCUCCCAAGUCUCCGUCCAGCCCCACUGCCACCUUCCAGACAGGCUAUGGCAUAGGAGUGCCAUAUCCGGGCAGCUAUAACAACCCCUCUUUGCCUGGAGUGCAAGCUCCAUGUACCCCUAAAGAUGUCCUGUCCCCAGCACAGUUUGCACAACAGGAGCCUGCUGUCGUACUUCAGCCAGCAUACCCAUCCAGUCUUUCCUAUUGCACCUUGCCCCCCACAUACCCAGGAAGCAGCACAUGCUCCAGUUUACAGCUGCCACCUAUCGCCUUGCACCCUUGGAGUUCCUACAGCACCUGCCCACCUGUGCAAAAUCCCCAGGGCACGCUCCCCUCCAAACCCCACUUAGUGGUGGAGAAACCUCUUGUGUCCCCACCACCUGCCGAGCUCCAAAGCCACAUGGGCACAGAGGUGAUGGUAGAGACUGCAGACAAUUUCCAAGAAGUCCUCUCUCUGACAGAAAGCCCUGUUCCCCAAAGAACAGAAAAAUUUGGGAAGAAGAACCGGAAGCGCCUGGAUAGCCGAGCAGAGGAGGGAAGUGUUCAGGCUAUCACUGAGGGCAAAGUGAAGAAGGACGCGAGGACUCUGAGUGACUUUAACUCUCUCAUCUCCAGCCCCCGCCUGGGGAGAGAGAAGAAGAAAGUGAAAAGUCAGAAGGAUCAGCUGAAAUCCAAGAAGUUGAACAAGACAAACGAAUUCCAGGACAGCUCAGAGAGUGAGCCCGAACUGUUCAUCAGCGGGGAUGAGCUGAUGAACCAAAGCCAGGGCAGCAAGAAGGGGUGGAAGAGCAAGAGGAGCCUGCGGAUGGCCAGUGAGCUGGAGGAGUUCAAGUGCCGCAAAGCUAGUGAGAAGGAGGAUGGGCGGCUGGGCAGCCAGGGCUUCGUGUAUGUGAUGGCCAACAAACAGCCUCUGUGGAACGAAGCCACACAGGUGUACCAGCUGGACUUCGGAGGAAGGGUGACACAGGAAUCUGCCAAGAACUUUCAGAUCGAGCUGGAGGGACGGCAGGUGAUGCAGUUUGGACGCAUUGAUGGCAAUGCAUACAUCCUAGACUUCCAGUACCCCUUCUCAGCUGUGCAGGCUUUCGCUGUGGCCCUGGCCAAUGUGACUCAGCGCCUAAAGUGAAGACAGAUGCGGGGGGAGACAUGCCAGGAGCCUUUAGAGGGAGACGUGCUGCUACUACCCAGGAGGACCAGAAACACCGGCAGUGGAAGAAGCCAGCAGGCCAGAAGGGUGCUGAUCCUUAGGCAUGGUCAAUUGUUGAGUUACCCUUUAUCGUCCCUCCUUUCUUCUUUUGAUAGAGUGGUAUUUGGAAGUCAAGAAUUUGAGGUAUCUUGUGUUCUUGAAGAUAGUGUAGCUUGGCUAUAGAAUGUUGUACUGAUUUACUUUUCAGUGACUAGGACAAGGGCCUUUGGAAAGAAGACAGAUCACUUCAAGCCUGCUCUUCUUCUAGAUGUAGGGAGUGUGUGUUAGGGUUCAUUCUUCAUGUUAUAUGGGCUCUGUUAACCUUCCAACAUUAUCGCUAGUACAAAAAAAUUUUUUUGCAACACAACCAAAACUCUGGAAGAUUCAGCUUGUCUUGUGGGGGAAGGACAGUGCUUAAUUCACAUGUAUGUGCUGCUCACUAGAAGGUACCUAUAUGAAUGAAGGACAUGUAUGCAAAUGCCUUGUGUUGUGCUGAUGUAUGCCAAGGUAAAUGGGUGCUGUCACCAGUGUGAAUGUGAUUCAGCAGGCAGUGGGUUAGGGGAAAGACUGCCCAUGGAGACAGCCUCACAGCACUCUGCAGACACUCGGGUGAGUUGGUGGUGUGGCUUGUGUGAGGGCUGUUCUCUCUCAAGGGUACACUAGUUCUUUGUGUCAGAAUCCCAUCUGACUUUGGGAGAAGGCAAGGGACAUCAGUGGGUAGAUCCAGGCUGGGGCAGAGCUGGGUUUAUGUCACAGUCUAAUGACUGGUCAAUCACCAGAUACCUCCACUUGUCUACUCCUUUGCUUGUUUUAGUGUGAAACAUUUUGCUGUAAACAUCUUUCUCUUUAGAUCUCCUUGCUCUGUCUUUUCUAAAGUGUGAAUGGGACUUGAUUUGAAACUAUACUGUUCCUUCCCUUGGCCAUAUUAAAGUUGAUUUUUAAUGCUUCCCUCAAUUAUAAGUGUAAUAUUUGUGCAUUUCCCAGGGUAUUAAAAGAUAGGGAUGUGGUCAGAUCUUGGGGAAAGCUCCACAGUGUUCUGUAAGGGAAAAAAAGAACUGUCUUUAGGUGUAUAGCCUGUGCUAAAAGACGAACCACUGGAGAACCCUUGUUAAAACUGUCAUACUUAGGUAAUUGGCUCUUUAUACUUCACUCUUACUAUAGACUCUGCCCGGUUUCUUCUCCUUGUGGGAACACACCUUGGGCAAGUAUCCAGACCUGAUAGUAAGAACCAGUCCAACUACUAAGUUGUAGUUCUUACCUGUGAUGUUGUUCAUUACCAGAGCACAAGAACUGUCUGCUGGCUUUGACUCCUAAGUUGGGGUUUUAUUUGAAAACUGACAAGUGGAAGAUGCUAGAGGAAAAUUAUUUUCAACUUAAACAUUGUUUUGUGUUUUUGUUUUUUCUUGUGUUUGGUUUAAGAAUUAGAAAAGAAACUGACUGAUUUCUUUAUCUAGGCAAAAUUAAGCACUCAUCAUUCUUUCCAAAUUCCAAAGAAAUACUGACAAGGACAUUUCCCAGCUGAUACUGGAGUUUUCCGUUUUAUAAUUUAAAGUUUGGGAGCUGAUUCUUAGGUGAGUCAGUUGUCCCAGAAAGAGUUGAAUAGUAUGUUGGGAGUUAUUGUGUUGGUUUACGUAAAUUUCUUUAGCUUGAUAAGGUGUUUCAGUGCUUAUCAUUAGUUGUGCAAUACCAUUGUAGCCUUUCAGUUUAUGGAAUAAUUUAAAUGCAAUUUCCUUUGUUUUGUUGUCUAAGAUAGUUAUUUAUCUUGCUCUUUAUAGUAUUCUUGGGAACUAUUUUGUUACUAUAUGUUGGUGAUUUAUGCCCAUUUUAUUAUUUAUUUAGAAAAAUAGUACCUUUGUAAUGACUUACUUGGUGGCAAUAUAUUUUGCUGCAAAAAAUAAAGAGAAUAUGACAGAAGAUUUUUUUGCUGGAUAAUUUGUAACUUUCUUGAGAAUUGGGAGAAAAUCCUUUAAUUAGUCCCUUAAAAAAAUAAAUUCACUCUUUAUCUCAGUACUGAUUAUAUUAUGGAAAACUGCCUGUUUCUCUGAGCUAGCAUACCCUGAGGUAGUAUUUCUCCUUAUUUUGAAAACUUUAGUUAAAAGUAAGAAGCGAGAGACCCCUUAGAUAAGAGUAGCAAAAGAGGGACCUUAAUAAUUCUCACUUUUUUUUUUUUUUUGGCUCAAACUGGAUUUUUGCAAAACCUGCAGAAGCCAUACUUUAUGACUUUGCUAAAUAAGAUCAAAUAUGAAGGAAGUCAUCCCUAAACUAUACUUUCCAUCCAUGGAGAUAUAGGCUUCCUGUGUUGAGUGAGGAUUGGCCUGUAAGCUGCAGUGUGGAGCCAGGCAUGCCUGCCACCCCACUCUACUCCUCUCCCAGGCUAAGGAGUGAGUCUUGGAUGCCAAGUGUGCCCUAAGCUGCUGGCUGCAGCAAUUGUGACACAGUGUCACUUAAGAUAAUGCCUUCAUCCAGUCAACAUCAUUUGAUUAGAUUCUCCUUAAGUUAAGACUCUAAGUAACAGAAUUGUAGGUACUUCAUGGUUAUUAAUAGCAAUUGUUAAUGUCACAGUGUCUCAUUAGAUCCCUAAAUUUAAAAAGUCAUCUACAUAGAGAUUUGUACAAAAACAGUAUAUUAAUAAACAAAAACCAGCCUUAGGUUUUGUUUGGCUCUAAACUCAUCAAAACAGAGGUCAUGGAUAUUAGUACAAUUACCAAUUUGAAUCUGUAUUCUGAGAAAAACUGGACCAAUGAAUCUAUAAAUACUCAGAGCUCUAAUGGUCAUAGGAAACAAAAGCUUUUGCAUGCUGGUAUUUUUCAUCCAUAGCCCUGCUCCCUUGUGUAGUGUCCAUUCUGUAAUCAAAGGGCAGGGGCAGGGGGCAAGGUCAAAUUGCUCUGUCACAGGGGUGGAGAGUGACUUUGGACAAAUCCCUAGGGGUGUAUGGCCUCCUUUUGUCCAUCUCUUAAUGAUUGGACAUUUGUUUACACAAACUUGAAAACUCCAUUCUAGCUUCAGUAGCCUAAUUCAGCAACUCAUCUUCCCCUUCGUGAGGUGAAAGUGUGUUUCAAAACAUAGUCUUUUUGUAGGAAAAAAAAAAAAGCUUGUUUUUUUUUUU
This is a messenger RNA of Cricetulus griseus (Chinese hamster), 7488 nucleotides long. Lineage: Eukaryota; Metazoa; Chordata; Mammalia; Rodentia; Cricetidae. The record is from RefSeq and is a predicted model, not a curated record.